Messenger RNA from Austrofundulus limnaeus, 5373 nucleotides. It is a transcript of the gene plcg1, whose product is annotated as phospholipase C, gamma 1. Lineage: Eukaryota; Metazoa; Chordata; Actinopteri; Cyprinodontiformes; Rivulidae. Gene Ontology annotation, molecular function: phosphatidylinositol-4,5-bisphosphate phospholipase C activity; protein binding; calcium ion binding. Gene Ontology annotation, cellular component: ruffle membrane. Gene Ontology annotation, biological process: release of sequestered calcium ion into cytosol; phosphatidylinositol-mediated signaling; phosphatidylinositol metabolic process. The record is from RefSeq and is a predicted model, not a curated record.
AUGGACAUUUUAUUUCUUCAAAGGUUUACUGAUAAACCAGAGGAGAGGAUCUCCCUGGAGGACUUUAAGAACUUCCUCAUCGAGUCUCAAAAGGAGCUGUGGGCCGUGGACAACAACAAGGUUCAGGAGUUUAUGUUUGGCUACCUGAAGGAUCCCCUGAGAGAAGUGGAGCAGCCGUAUUUUCAACAAGAUGAAUUCCUCACAUACCUCUUCUCCAAAGAAAACACCAUUUGGGAUUCCUCCUUGGACCAAGUAUGUCCCGAGAAUAUGAACAACCCCCUGUCUCACUACUGGAUCUCCUCUUCGCACAACACCUACCUGACAGGAGACCAGUUUUCCAGUGAGUCGUCCCUGGAGGCGUAUGCUCGCUGUCUAAGGAUGGGGUGUCGCUGUAUAGAAUUGGACUGCUGGGACGGUCCAGAUGGAAUGCCGGUCAUUUAUCACGGACACACCCUCACAUCAAAAAUCAAGUUUAUGGAUGUCCUGACCACCAUUAAAGAGCACGCUUUUGUUACUUCUGACUACCCCAUCAUCCUGUCCAUCGAGGACCACUGUAGUAUCGUUCAGCAGAGGAACAUGGCCACGCAGUUUAAGAGGAUGUUUGGAGACAUGCUGCUGACCAAGACGGUGGAUGUGGCAGCAGACAGCCUGCCCUCACCCAAUCAGCUCAAGAGGAAGAUUCUCAUCAAGCAUAAAAAGCUGGCAGAGGGUAGCGCUUAUGAAGAAGUGUCCACUUCCACACCUUACUCAGAGAAUGAUAUUAGCAACUCCAUCAAAAACGGCAUCUUAUACCUGGAAGAUCCCAUUAACCAUGAGUGGUACCCUCACUUCUUCGUCCUGACGAGCAGUACCAUCUACUACUCAGAGGAGACCUCCAGUAACCAGGGUAACGAGGACGAAGAAGAACACAGAGAGGUGUCCAAUGCCAUGGACCAGCACGUGACAGAGAAAUGGUUCCACGGGAAGCUAGGUGCUGGGCGGGAUGGACGGCAGAUCGCUGAGCGGCUGCUGUCAGAUUACUGCCAGGAGACUGGAGCUCCUGAUGGCUCCUUCCUGGUUCGGGAGAGUGAAACCUUUGUCGGAGAUUACACUCUGUCUUUCUGGCGUUCUGGUCGGGUGCAACACUGCCGUAUCCACUCUCGCCAAGAGGCCGGCAGCCCCAAGUUCUACCUGACAGACAACCUGGUGUUCGACUCACUCUUCGCCCUGAUCUGCCACUACCAGCUGGUGGCGCUGCGCUGUAACGAGUUUGAGAUGAAGCUGACAGAGCCGGUGCCUCAGACCAACGCCCACGAGAGCAAAGAGUGGUACCAUGCCAACCUGUCGAGGAGCCAGGCAGAGAACAUGCUGAUGAGGGUUCCUCGUGACGGUGCUUUCCUCGUCAGGAAGCGAGCUGAACCCAACUCCUUUGCCAUUUCAUUCAGGGCUGAGGGUAAGAUCAAGCACUGUCGAGUGCAGCAAGAAGGUCAGACUGUGGUGCUGGGCACCUCUGAGUUUGACAGCUUAGUAGAUCUCAUCAGCUACUACGAACAUCACCCCCUGUAUCGCAAGAUGAAACUGCGCUAUCCCAUUAAUGAGGACACGCUGGAGAAGAUCGGCACUGCUGAACCAGAUUACGGGUCGCUGUACGAGGGCCGAAACCCUGGCUUUUACGUUGAGGCUAAUCAAAUGCCAACCUUAAAGUGUACGGUGCGAGCCAUGUACGAGUACAGAGCUCAGAGAGACGAUGAGCUCUCCUUCACCAAGAACGCCAUCAUCACCAAUGUAGACAAACAGGAAGGAGGAUGGUGGAAAGGUGACUGCGGAGGAAAGAAGCAGAUGUGGUUUCCUGCCAACUAUGUGGAGGAGAUCAGCCAAGGAGCACAAGAGCCUGACAGAUCUGAGGUGACAGAAAACAGCCCGCUUGGAGAUCUGUUGAGAGGAAGUGUGGAUGUGCCUUCCUGUCAGAUUGUUAUACGUCCUGAAGGGAAAGGCAGCAGAGCUCACGUCUUCUCCCUGGUGUCAAACAGCGGCACACGUCAGGUUCUGGACGUGGCUGCCUCCAACCAAGAGGAGCUGAAUCAGUGGGUGUCAAAGAUCCGCGAAGUGGCCAUGACCUCAGAGGCCAAGCUGGAGGAGGGGAAGAUGAUGGAGAGGAGGAAGAAGAUCGCACUGGAGUUAUCAGAUCUAGUUGUUUACUGCAGGCCUGUACCGUUUGAUGAAGACAAGAUCGGCACAGAGCGGGCCUGCUUCCGUGACAUGUCUUCAUUCCCCGAGACCAAAGCAGAGAAGUAUGUCAACAAAAUCAAGGGGAAGAGGUUCCUGCAGUACAACCGGCUGCAGCUGUCAAGGAUCUACCCCAGAGGCCAACGACUAGACUCCUCCAACUACGACCCGCUCCCCAUGUGGCUCUGUGGCUCCCAGCUGGUCGCACUUAACUUCCAGACAGCAGACAAGCCCAUGCAGAUGAACCAGGCUCUGUUCAUGCUGAACGGACGGAGCGGCUACAUCCUUCAGCCUCCCAUCAUGAGGGACGACACCUUCGACCCGUUCGACAGACAAACACUACGAGGAGUCGAUCAAGUCACUCUGAUGAUAGAGGUUUUGGGUGCACGGCACUUGCCUAAGCACGGCCGAGGCAUCGUUUGCCCGCUCAUCGAGAUUGAAGUGUGUGGAGCAGAGUACGAUAAUGCCAAGCAAAAAACGGACUCAGAACCUAAUAAUGGUCUUAAUCCCACGUGGCCAAAAAAGUCGUACCAGUUCGUCGUGUGCAACUCGGCAUUUGCUUUCCUGCGGUUUGGGGUUUAUGAAAUCGACAUGUUCAACGACCAGAACUUUCUGGCUCAGGCCACAUUCCCCAUUCAGGGCCUGAAGACAGGCUACCGGUCAGUCCCUCUGAAAAACAGCUUCAACGAAGACCUGGAGUUGGCUUCUCUUUUGGUCCACAUAGAUGUGGUGAGAGGCAGGGAUGAAAACGGUGAAGUCAUGAGUCCAUUCUUUGCUGCCGGGACCACAGCGGCACCAGCCUCAGCCCAGGUGGGGCGGGAGCGUUUCGGGGAGCUGAGCUCGGUGUCCUCCAGCUCCUCCAGCAUGUCUCCUGUGCCCCAGUCUCCAGCUCAGGCCUUGGGCUACAGAGGGAGGGAGGGCUCGUUUGAAUCUCGCUAUCAGUCUCCCAUGGAUGAUUUCAGGGCGACCCAGGAGGCUCUGUUGGACCACAUGGACUCACAAAACAGGAGAGUGCUGCGGCGGACCAGGGUGGGCGGAGAGAACCGCGUCUAAGUCCAAGCCAAUCAGGACUCAGUUCUGCUGCAGCCCCUAGCCCCCCAUCUGAUGAUGUCACUGACUGCUGUGAUCGCUGUUUCCAUGGAAACGCCCACCACUGCUUUGGCCUACAUUUCAGGCAGCUCUCCCUCCUCCUCGAUGAGGGAGGGCCUCGGACACUGCAGGGGCUGGGGUCAGAGAGGAAGCUGACGGCUGCAGACAGGAGGAAGAGACAACACUGACAGAAAAGCAAAGUGUGAGGAUGUAAAAAGUUCUGGCCCCGGACCGGACUGUGUGUUUUCGUGGGACGGAUUGUGAUCUCUCGUGUUUUUGUUGUGAACAACAGCUGCUUAUUGUGGAGGGGGUCUCAGUUUGAAACUGUUUCCAGUCAAGUUUCUUAGCUCUUUUUUUUCUUUUUGCCAUGUCUGAACACAUAUAUAUACAGUAUAUAUAUAUUUAUUCCUGCUGUGCUGUUGGCCAGAGAACAGCAGCAGCAACGUGCUCUCAAAGAGUUCCUGUCUCCAUGUUUUUAAUUAUUGUAAUUAUUUAAACCUUUUAACAUUCAGAACACGUGACUCUGUAAGUGUAAAACAUGAGGGCUCCCUAUGGCUGUUUUUAAACACGUCUUUGCUUUGUGGAGGAUUUUGUGCGCCUCCCAUCUGUCCUACCUGAAAUGGGACAAAUUUUAUUUUAGUUUUUGUCACAAAGCUAAACUGUGUUCCAAGAGACAAGAGAGCAAGCAGCGUCAUGUUUCUGCACCUUUUCCUUCUUCUUGUCUUACAUUCCAAGCAAAACUAAAUCUACAAACGGUUUCAUUUUGAAUUUUUAUUUACAACCCAGUCUGAAACAGACAUUUCUUUUGUGUCAUGCAUUUGUGUCGACGCAGGCUCAAGGACUGUAUAAAGCUUGUAGUGAUUGUGUUUUAACUGCUUCACAUCCUUUUUUCCUAUUAAUACCCAGCUUUGCCACAGAGAUGUCUURUGACUUAAAGGAGGACUCGGGGCUGAGUUGGUGCUGAUCAUUAACAACCAGUCUCCUAGUUUGAAGCAUGAAUGUAUAAAAACACGUUCAUUUCAGGAAACAUGAAAGCUUUAGUUUCUUUUUAAUAAAUUUAGGAAAAUGGAAUAAUUACUUUUAACUAUGCAGCCCAAAGUUUUGACGAAUCAUGUUUGGAAAUUCUUUUUUUUUAAGCUAACACUUCAAACCAAGUUUAAGUUGUGGUUUAAGUUUUAAUUGGUUCACAAACUGCUCCCAUAACGAACACCAUUGAAGGGUUUUUAGUGUUUUGGUGGUUGUGUUACAUCAUCAAGCUUCUUCACAAACACCUGCAUGAAUUUUAUUCUGGCAGCUCAAAUGUGUUUAACAUGAGUUGAUAUUAAAAUGCACUCCUUGUUUCGAUCAGGUUAGACAUUUUAUAUAUUUUUUUCUUUGAUGGAUUUGUCCUGUGAUUUUUUUUUUUUUUUUUGAGGACAUUCAGUUUGUCUCUGUGGCUGAUGGAAGGGGUUUUAUGUCAAACUGAGUUCAGACUGUAUGAAUGUGACAGAUGUUUUGUUUUUCCCUCUCUGCUUUCGCACGACGACUGCGAGCUCCGUAAUCUUGCUCGGUGUUUGAAGACUGACACCAAUAAGCCAUAUGGGAUGAUUCAAAGUAAAAAAAAAAAAGGAUCUUCAGCAUUUUCUCUCUUCAUGUCAACUUUUGUUUUUCGCCUCCCUCAGUGGUCAGUGUGUGGUGUCUGUGCAUCGCUCUUAUCRCUGGACUCUCUGCAGAUCUUUGUGCCUCCUGUCUGCACACACUUCAAAUUAAAGCCACACCUCUCACCUGCCCCGCUGAGCUAAAAGCACCCCACACAGACAUUUUGGGGGCUUCUGUGAGCAUGUACAGACCACGUUAAAGACACGUCUCUGCUGUAUGAAGGUCAGAUCCAUCYAACUAACCAUGGACACUUAUGUGAGAGAACAGGACCCUUAAUUGUAAUUUUUGUUUUGUUUUUGCUAGCGAUGGCCUCAUUUACAUUUGCCUUCCUGUAAUGUGCCUAAACUCUGAAACUACAAAGAGAAGUAUUAAUUUUAAUUUUGCCUUUCAUAUAAAAACAUAUUCAAGCCUGGAAAAAAAUAAAAUACUCACUGCUUUAUA